This is a messenger RNA of Belonocnema kinseyi, 920 nucleotides long. RefSeq names its product enhancer of rudimentary homolog (gene e(r)). NCBI's taxonomy places the organism in Eukaryota, Metazoa, Arthropoda, Insecta, Hymenoptera, Cynipidae. The record is from RefSeq and is a predicted model, not a curated record. The transcript has 5 exons. Bases 470 to 781 code for a protein of 103 amino acids.
UGGAAACUGAGCAUCUUCAGUUUCACUCUUCCACUAGUUUGGCUACGUUAUUGCUGUUCUUAAUGUCUUAAUUACUCCGUCAUCAUAUCUUAAUAUACAAGGAGAAUGCUGUAUACUUGGAGUUUGUAUAGCAUUUGAAAACACGCCACCAUAAAUAAACGAAAUAGAUUUUGGUUGAAUGUUUUCUUGGAAUUGCGUUUCUCUUUUUUACUUCUUGAAUAGUUAUCUGUAAAAUUUUGUAACAACGACUCUUCCAAUUUCUGAUAUAUUUUCGGCCCUAUCAUAAAAUGAUUUACUUAGCCAAUGAAAGUUUAAACAACUUCUUGCACUUCUGAUCGUAAAUAGAAACUUUAAAAUCCGCUGCAAAAGUGCAAGCUCCGAUUUAAACUAACUAAGAACUGAGUCUAUCAUCUAAAGGUGAAGGGAAUUUCACACAUAGAAAGAAACGUCAUACGGUUUAAAGAAAAACAUGUCCCACACGAUUCUUCUUGUGCAACCGGGCAACCGGCCUGAGACGAGAACUUAUUCGGAUUACGAAAGUGUCAACGAAUGUAUGGAAGGUGUCUGCAAAAUUUACGAAGAGCAUUUGAAGAGGCGGAACCCGAAUACCCCGACAAUCACCUACGACAUUAGUCAGCUGUUUGAUUUUGUUGACCAGCUGACCGAUUUAUCAUGCUUAGUGUAUCAAAAGUCAACGAAUACUUAUGCUCCAUACAACAAAAACUGGAUCAAAGACAAGAUAUACGUCCUGCUUCGUCGAGCUGCCGGUCACUGCGAGUAGCUAGACUUUAUGCAAAUCCAUGUAAUGAUUUUACAUUUAAGAUUAAUUAUUCUUUAUAACAUUUAUUAUAUUUUUGUUUAUAAAAAUUGUAAUACGUGAAACAAGUGAGUUUUGAAAAUAAUAAGUAAGUGAGAAUAUA